Molecule: messenger RNA, 861 nt
Organism: Aspergillus oryzae RIB40
Lineage: Eukaryota; Fungi; Ascomycota; Eurotiomycetes; Eurotiales; Aspergillaceae
Exons: 2
Coding region: 1-861 (286 amino acids)
Biological process (GO): positive regulation of transcription by RNA polymerase II
Cellular component (GO): nucleus
Molecular function (GO): DNA-binding transcription factor activity; transcription cis-regulatory region binding
Source: RefSeq, a predicted model, not a curated record
AUGGUCAUCUUCGAUAAUGUUUCCAAUGGCUACCGAGAUAUUUUCCUACCUCUAGCAUGCGAGGAUGAAGUCCUGCGUGGGGCGAUUCGAGCUGUGGCGGCUCAGCAUCUGGCUCUACGACAUCCAGGUUUUCAGGGCAUAGCAGAAAUUGGCCGUGCAGCGAUCAUCUCCCGGCUUCGGCGCGAUUCUUUGCAGGCAUCCUCGGACAGCAUCGUUAAUCUUCGCACGUGGGCAACCCUGAUUGUUCUACUCGUGGGUGAAACCAUCACAGGCAGUCCCGAGUACUCUCAUUUACUGCGCACACUACUCUCCCUGAUGCCGAGCCUCUGUCAAAUGGAGGCGACGCCCGCCUAUCGCUUUCUUGUACAACAAACCCACAUGUUUCAAUUUCUCGGACAGCCGUUGCUUAAUGAAACCCAAGGCAUGAAUGCCCUAGGCUUUCACCCUAGCCACUACCUUGAUUGGACCGACUAUGAACUACCCCCCGAGUCCAGGCACAAUAGGGUUCUUUGGGUGGUCAGACAGGCCUUUAUCGAAGCUUCCCAAAUUUAUAUCCUCCGAGCCACUACCAACCACGACCUAUGGGAUCGACUGGAGAGCUUGAAGCAGCUGGUGUCACGCGUUGACCCUGAUGAGCAAGGCGCGCAUGCCCUUGUUUGGGUGUGUUUCAUCGCCGCCGCCGAUUCUACUGACCCAGAACACCGGCGAUUCUUCACAGAACGCAUGAACCAGGUUUUCGCAAAGACCAAGUUCCAAAAUAUUGUUGCAGCUGUCCGGACCUUACCAGAGAUCUGGGCACAACAGGGCUCCGGGCGCUGGACGUCGAAUUUGAUCCAGCUAACUCCCACGCUCAUUAUGUAG